Rubroshorea leprosula is the source of this 1422-nucleotide messenger RNA. The record is from the annotation of a GenBank genome assembly. NCBI's taxonomy places the organism in Eukaryota, Viridiplantae, Streptophyta, Magnoliopsida, Malvales, Dipterocarpaceae.
AAGUGCAGGAUGAUGCUUCAAUAUCAUGGAGAAAGAGGAAAAAACACUUCUUUAUUUUGAGUAAUUCUGGCAAACCAAUAUAUUCCAGAUAUGGAGACGAGCACAAGCUAGCAGGUUUUUCAGCAACACUUCAAGCCAUCAUUUCUUUUGUGGAGAAUGGGAGAGAUCGCAUCAAUUUGGUGAGAGCAGGAAAGCACCAGGUAUGUUUAUAUUUUCUCUGUGCUCAGGUAAAAAAUUAGUGUUUGUUGAGUUUUCAACUUGAUGAUAAAUACAUUAAUUAGAACAGCUUUAUCAUCAUCUUGGCUAUUUAAUCUUAACAUGGUAAUUGUAAAUUCCUAAUAUUAUAUCUUUCAUCUGAAAUAUUUCAAGAGUACAACAAAAGGAAGCUGCAAGUUGAUUUGCAGUGAACUUUGAAUAUAGCUGUCUUGUUGGUGGUUGUUUUAACCAUGGUUAAGGAUACAGUCCAAUCAAUCAGAGCAUAUUUAGUUCUCUUCGUGCUUGCAGAUACUAAUCUUCUGAUUUUGAUAUUACAAAAUCCAGUCCUUUUAGUUCUUUAAUCAGUAUAAUGAGACACUGACGAAAUUUUGUGUCCAGGUGGUCUUCCUUGUUAAGGGACCAAUUUACUUAGUUUGUAUCAGUUGCACAGAAGAACCAUAUGAAUCAUUAAGGGGCCAAUUAGAGCUUAUUUAUGGUCAGAUGAUACUUAUCUUAACAAAGUCCAUAAACAGAUGUUUCGAGAAGAAUCCCAAGUUUGAUAUGACACCUUUGCUUGGAGGAACAGAUGUUGUUUUCUCAUCUCUCAUCCAUUCCUUCAGUUGGAACCCAGCUACAUUUCUUCAUGCAUAUACUUGUCUUCCUCUUGCUUACGCAACAAGGCAAGCAGCAGGUGCUAUAUUGCAAGAUGUGGCUGAUUCAGGUGUUCUGUUUGCCAUACUGAUGUGUAAACACAAGGUUGUUAGUCUUGUUGGUGCACAAAAAGCGUCUCUUCACCCAGAUGAUAUGUUGCUACUUUCAAACUUUGUAAUGUCAUCAGAAUCAUUUAGGCAAGUAGAAUAAACUUUGUAAUUAAUGUUUUAUUGAUGAACUCAGAGGAGCAUAUGAUGACAGCUGACUGAGAAGUCUUCACUGUGCUAAUUGGAGCAAUAUUAUGUGUUUUAACUAUGCAUAUCAAGUUGCUCUAUAAGCUUGAAGCAGUAAUGCUAACUUUAGCUUAGCUUAGCUUAGUUCCCUCCUUCUUGUCCCACCCUCUGAGCAUCUUCAUUUUGGCCAAAGUUAUCAUAUGCGAUGCAGAACUGUUCUUUCCAUUGGGCAUGACUUGAUCCAAUGUCAUAAUAAUAAAAAACCUUAUUCAUGUAUCUCCAAUUCUGUGUGAAACAUAUUUUCACUCUAUACUUUAAAGAAUAUUAAAUGGGUGAUUUUGCU